Molecule: messenger RNA, 1813 nt
Organism: Bursaphelenchus okinawaensis
Lineage: Eukaryota; Metazoa; Nematoda; Chromadorea; Rhabditida; Aphelenchoididae
Source: the annotation of a GenBank genome assembly
AUGAGUACGGAAGCCGAAGGUGUGGACGCUCAUUACGCCUACUUUCGGUCGAUCUACGGCCAGUUGAGCGAGUCUCCGGUCGGUUUGAGACUUCGCAAUCUCUAUGACUACACCAAAAACAGCAACAGCAUGGUGCAAAAGUCGUUGGACGGUGUAGAAGUACGCUUGUAUGAUGUCAACGACAGUGUUAUUGCACCAUUGUAUGAAAGAUAUUGUUAUCCAGCCACAGAACGUCUAGCAAAGGCUUCACAAAGCAGUAAGUUGUGUUUGACGUUGUUUUUAUAGCGUUAGAGAAAGUAAUUUUACUGUAAAUAACAUGGUCUUUGUUAAUUUGUGGUAGCUAGACAUUAAUUUACUGGCUUGACAGGUUAUGAUCAAGGAACCAAUAUCUACCACAGCGUGAAGGACUUGGCCCAAGCUGGUACUACUCUUGGCCUUGGCGUUGCUGUUGUUGGUGCCCAAAUUGGUCUGAUUGUAAGUGCAUCGAUGACGAAUCUGCUUUUGGAUGGCAUCAUCUUGAGCAAGGACGUUGGAAGCGGAGUUGUGAACAGAACCAAGAACGUCGAAAAACAAGUCGAAGCCAAGAUUUUUGCCACUUUGGAGAACUGCAAAAACAUCGCUGGUGUAAGUUGUUAUUUUUUAGCCUAUAUGAAAAAUAAACAAAGGUGUUUUGAGGUUGUUAUAUGGUACAUAUUUAUAUCUGGGUUGCUUUAUUUCAUUAUAAAGUUUAAGUUUGGCAAUUUAGGUACCCGUCAACAAAGCUUCUGAAUACACCAACUCCCUUCUUGACGUUAUGAACGCCUUCUUGGACAACUUUCUUCAUUUGCCAGUGAAUGAAAACGAAAACCCAGAAAGUUCGAUCCCUCAGAGAAUCCGCCAUUUGACUUCUCGUGUCAGCCAAGCCAUCGUUUCCAAGACAGUCCAGCCAUGUCAACAACAAAUUGCCGCCCUAUUAGAAAAUCUAAGAGCUAGAUUGACAUUAGUAAGUGAAAAUAAAUACAAUUAACUCUUUUGGCAGGUUGAAAACUUAAAGAAACAACGGGACAACGUUCGUACUCACCUCAUGAGCACCUCAUUGUCAGAUCUGUACGCAAGAGUCGAGAAAGAAGCUGCUGAAAUCAAAGCCCAACCCUCUGAAGUCUUGUUGCGAUCGAUCCAAGGUUGUGCCAAAAGAUUGAAUGCCUCUUUGAGUGCCAUCUCUCAAAAGAGCUCACAGGUAAACACUUUUUAGACUUAUUAUAGUAGUGUAUUCGUAAUAAUGCACAUUUUGAUACAUAAUAAUGUCUAUUUUGAUAACUAUGUAAAACUAUCAAAUAAUUCUUGAUAGGUGAAUGCUAAUUUACAGACACUCCCUUCAUCUGCCUCUGAACGCCUACAUUCUGCCAUCAACUACAUCGAAAACCUGGACAAAACAUUUGAAGGUGCUGACAGUAUCCACGCCAUCAGAGAUGAAGUACGAGAUUUUCAUUGAUAACUAUGUUGAAUAUACAGUGGAACUCCUGCAUAACGAACCUCUGUGUAACGAAAUUUCCGUUUAAGAGAAACUUUUAAACCUUCGUCAAUCACUACACAGUACAUUAAAAACUCCUCUAUACCGAAAAAUAACGAACAAUUUUUAAAUCUCCGAGCGGUUCGUUAUACUGGAGUUUCACAGUAGUUUCAGCAGAUAAUACACAAUUUUACAUGCUUACGCUAACAAUUUUAUGUUCAGGUAAUCGAGGAGGCCAGACAAAAGCUCAGCGAACUUCUCCAAGUCGCCAAGUUCGCCCCCAAAUUUCCAAAAGAGAAAAGCGUCCUAAACGAAGACAUCUGA